This is a messenger RNA of Trichoderma atroviride IMI 206040, 1332 nucleotides long. The record is from RefSeq and is a predicted model, not a curated record. NCBI's taxonomy places the organism in Eukaryota, Fungi, Ascomycota, Sordariomycetes, Hypocreales, Hypocreaceae.
AUGGCACUGGAUGAGAGUAAAGACACACUACAAACCCCAGAAGACCCUCAUACCUACCCCGAAGGUGGACGCGAUGCCUGGCUGGUAGUGUUUGGGGCGUGGUGCGGCCUGACUGCUUCAUUGGGCAUUUACAACACGUCUGGGGUCUUUGAAGUUGUCAUUUCUCAGGUUAUUCUUCCCCAAGACUCGGCAUCUGCCCUCGGUUGGCUAUUUUCCACUUACGCCUUCGUCAACUGGAUCUUCGGCGUGCAAGUAGGGCCUACUUUUGACGCCAUUGGUCCACGGCCCCUGAUUGCAGCCGGCACUAUAUGCACUCUGGUUGGCAUCUUUACACUAAGUAUAUGCACGGAAUAUUACCAGAUUCUCCUGUCAUUCUCCAUCUUGACGGGUAUCGGAUCUUCCCUCCUUCUGACUCCAUCCAUGGGCUGUGUCGCCCAUUGGUUCAUGAAACGUCGUGGCCUCGCCAGUGGCAUAGCGUUUAUCGGCGGCGGGUUUGGCGGCGUACUCUUUCCCCUCAUGAUGCAAUCCCUGCUUCCCCAAGUUGGGUGGGCGUGGACGGUUCGUGUCUUGGGCUUCUUGUUGAUGGUUCUCUGUGCUGUCAGCAUUGCCUUUUGCCGAAGCCGAAUCCCCCCACGAAACGGGAAUGCCACAACUUGGCGAGAUACGCUACCCAACCAUCGAAUCUUCCUUGACGGGACGGGAGCGAUGGGGGCUACCACUGCAGGGGUUCUGCUGACAGACUUGGCGUACUUUAUUCCCAUCGCCUAUACACCGAGCUACUAUAUUGAUCGGCAAGGUCUAUCUGCAGAGGAGUCCCUAAACGGCUCAGCCGCUUUUGCAUAUCAACUGCUUGCUAUUCUUAAUGCGGCAUCUUGCGUUGGCCGAUGUGUGGCGGGCGAUCUCGCCGAUCGGUUUGGGAGAUACAACACCAUGAUUGUCUCUCUUCUGCUUUGUGCCAUUUCCGUCUUGUGUUUGUGGCUGACGGAUAUCAUGUUGCCUGGUCUGGGGAGCGACGGGCUUCUCAUAGCCUUUGUCAUUUUGUUUGGCUUUCAAAGUGGCUCAAACGUUAGUUUGACGCCAAUCUGUCUUGGCCAGCUCUGUGAAACGGAAGAUUACGGGCGAUAUUACGCAAGCUGCUUCACAGUGGUCGCGUUUGGUGUGCUAGCAAGCCUACCAAUAGCCGGAAGCUUGCUCAGUGCGACUGGGGCAACUGGGAAAGAAAAGUAUUGGGGAGCUGCCGUGUUUACGGGGCUGAGUUACGUGGCUGCCCUUCUUUGCUUUGUAUGGGUAAGAGUUAAGCUCAAGGGCUGGUCAUGGAGGAUCAAGUGGUGA